GUUUAUCUUCUACCUUCAAUCCGUAGUCGCCAUGGAUACUUCGAACCAGUAGCUUGAAUCACUUGCCCGUGAGAUUAUGGUUACAAAGCUUUUCCUGAGGCCACAGUCGCUUCCUCUCACCGCCUUUACACCGAAAUUCAUCUUCCCGUCGAAGCGCUUUCUCCCGAUAUACUUCACCCCACCGUUCUCCUCCACCAUAGUCCACUCUCAAUCUCAAUUCUCCGCCCACACUUUCUCCUAUGGACCUUCUCUUCGCAAGGGCUACCAUCCAUUUCCAUCGGUAUCCAGACAGCUUCCUCUUGAUAACUCUCAACCUGUUAUCAAGACCGUAAUUGGAAAUCCGGAGAGGGAGCGGUUACAGAACGAGAAAAGUGAAGAAGUUAUAUUAGAUGAAGAUGCCUUCAUUCGGAUUUUUGACAUUGCUGCACUUCGAAUUCCUUCUAGAGGUUGUUUCGAGCUUGAGAAUCGGCUGCGUGGCCAUCUCUUGAACUGGCCACGGAUUCGCAACAUUGCAAGAGUUCCCGGCGACGAGGUCGAGGCCGAACUGGCAGAGCUUGUGGGAGAGCAGAAUCGGAGCUAUUCCGACGACGGAGAUGGAGUUGAUAUUGAUUCGCUGCACCGGCGAAUUUAUGGGAAAGCUGAGGACGAUGGGGAGCCUCUGAGUCCCGUGUUGUACAGGGAAAAGCUAGUGAAAACGUUCGAUUCAAAAGGGUAUGUGAACUUCAGACAUUUGGCGAAAAUGUCGAGGCCGAAGAAAAAGAAGGAGAAGAAGGAAGAAGGGAAAGACGAGGGGAUUAAAAGAAUGGGGAAAAGUGAAUUUGCCGUUGUGGAGGUCGUGGAGAGUGAGGAACUGGAAGUGGAUGAUAUGAAGGGAUUGUUGGGAGAUGAGUUUAAGGGUGGAAAAUGGAGGGGUUCAACUAGAUUGUUGCUUUUGGACGAACGAUAUGGAGACAAAGGCGUAGAAGAGCUUCCAGAGGCGAUUAAGGCUCUGCUGAAAGGAGAAACCCAAGAAAGCAUGAAAUCAACAAUUGAGCUUGUGAGGUGCAGGCUUACUUUAUAUUAUGAUUACUGGCAGAUGAAUGAGGUUUUGGAGGCCUUGCUUCCAAAGGAUAUGGUUAUUCCUUCAGCCUUUGAAACCGUUGGACAUAUUGCACACCUAAACCUUAGAGAUGAACAUCUCCCAUACAAGAAGCUUAUAGCCAAGGUUGUUUUGGAUAAAAAUAAGCCAAAGAUGCAAACAGUAGUGAAUAAGAUUGAUGUCAUCAACAAUGAUUACAGGACAAUGCAACUUGAAGUUUUAGCUGGGAACCACUCCCUUGUGACCACUGUAGUUGAGAAUGGUUUACGAUUUCAUUUGGACUUAGCAACAGUGUACUGGAAUUCAAGGCUCGCAACCGAGAGACACAGGCUACUAAGUGGCUUUACGUGCAAAGAUGUUGUUUGUGAUGUCUUUGCUGGUGUCGGUCCAAUAUCCAUAUCUGCCGCAAGAAUAGUAAAGAAAGUAUAUGCCAAUGAUUUGAACCCAAAUGCGGUUGAAUAUCUAGAAAGAAAUAGUGUUCUCAAUAAGCUCGAGAGGAAGAUUGAGGUUUUUAACAUGGAAGGAAGGAGGUUCAUCAGCGCUAUGUUUGCAAGUGAGAAAGCUCCAAAAAUUACACAAGUUGUCAUGAAUUUGCCAAAGGAUGCUGCCGAAUAUCUAGAUACUUUCAAAGGCAUACUAAGAGACCGAUCGGAUGUAGAGUUCAUAUCGCCAACGAUCCAUGUUUAUGGAUUCUCAAAAGCUCGAGAUCCAGAAUUCGACUUUCACGAGCGGAUAAGAAUUGCACUAACUGAGGUUGCUGUUGAUGUUGAUAUGCGAAGGGUCCGACUUGUGGCACCAGGCAAAUGGAUGUUAUGUGCUUCAUUUAAACUUCCCAGAAGUGUCGCUUUUUCAAAGCGUGGACUUAAUAUGAAAAUUACAUAGACCAAUUUUUUUUUAAUAUCAUAAUUAUGUUUAU
Messenger RNA from Cucurbita moschata (crookneck pumpkin), 1994 nucleotides. Its product is annotated as tRNA (guanine(37)-N1)-methyltransferase 1. Gene Ontology annotation, cellular component: cytoplasm. Gene Ontology annotation, biological process: tRNA N1-guanine methylation. Lineage: Eukaryota; Viridiplantae; Streptophyta; Magnoliopsida; Cucurbitales; Cucurbitaceae. The transcript has 9 exons. The coding region runs from base 77 to 1960 and encodes 627 amino acids. The record is from RefSeq and is a predicted model, not a curated record.